Molecule: messenger RNA, 1868 nt
Organism: Petromyzon marinus (sea lamprey)
Lineage: Eukaryota; Metazoa; Chordata; Hyperoartia; Petromyzontiformes; Petromyzontidae
Source: RefSeq, a predicted model, not a curated record
GCUGUGUGUGUGUUGACAGUGACUGUAGCUACACCCACACCUUGGUAGGGCUGUGUGUGUUGAAAGGACUGUAGCUACACCCACACCUUGGUAGGGCUGUGUGUUGUUGACAGGGAGUGUAGCUACACCCACACCUUGGUAGGGCUGUGUGUGUUGGGAGCGGCUGUUGGGAGCGACUGUUGGGAGCGACUGUUCAGAGCGUCUGUUUGACAGUGACUGUUCUGAGCGACUGUUCUGAGCGACUGUUCGGGGCGACUGUUCGGGGCGACUGUUCGGAGCGACUGUUCUGAGCGACUGUUCGGGGCGACUGUUGGGAGCGACUGUUCAGAGCGUCUGUUUGACAGUGACUGUUCUGAGCGACUGUUCUGAGCGACUGUUCUGAGCGACUGUUGGGAGCGACUGUUCUGAGCGACUGUUGGGAGCGACUGUUGGGAGCGACUGUUGGGAGCGACUGUUCUGAGCGACUGUUGGGAGCGACUGUUCUGAGCGACUGUUGGGAGCGACUGUUCGGGGCGACUGUUCUGAGCGACUGUUGGGAGCGACUGUUGGGAGCGACUGUUCCGAGCGACUGUUGGGAGCGACUGUUGGGAGCGACUGUUCAGAGCGUCUGUUUGACAGUGACUGUUCUGAGCGACUGUUCUGAGCGACUGUUCGGGGCGACUGUUGGGAGCGACUGUUGGGAGCGACUGUUCGGAGCGACUGUUGGGAGCGACUGUUCGGGGCGACUGUUCAGAGCGUCUGUUUGACAGUGACUGUUCUGAGCGACUGUUGGGAGCGGCUGUUGGGAGCGACUGUUGCGAGCGACUGUUGGGAGCGACUGUUGCGAGCGACUGUUGGGAGCGGGUUGUUGGAGGAGGGUGUUUACAGUCGCCAUGUGGAAGCGAUGGGUGGGAGUUGUGGCGGCACUGGCGGCGUCCAUCUAUCUGAUGUGGGACGACGAACCAACGUGCGACAAAGGCUGUCUGCGUGGUGCCCGCGUGCUCAUCACGGGCGCCAGCUCUGGCAUUGGGUCCGCGGUGGCCCUGGAGUUUGCCCGCCGCGGUGCUCGGGUGGCAAUCACCGCACGGCGGCACGGUCGGCUCAUGCAGCUGAGCGAGGACCUCCAUGCCGCGGGUGCUCCAGACGUGACUGUGCUGCCUGGCUCCAUGGAGGAGCUCCACUUCGCUAGGGCGGUGGUGAGAGACGCGGUGAGGGCCAUGGGCGGUCUCGACUACCUCAUCCUGAACCACGUGGGCCUGACCCCGAUCAGCUGGUGGGCGGGCGACGUGGAGGCCACGGAUCAGCUGGUGAGGGCCACGCGCCUCAACUUCCUCAGCUUCGCCUGGGCCGCAUCGGAGGCCCUGGGCCCGCUGGAGACGAGCGGGGGAAACAUACUAGCAGUGUCAUCCUUGUGCGGCAAGGUCCCCACCCCUCUGGUCUCCCCCUACGCCGCCUCCAAGUUCGCCCUGGAGGGCUUCUUCGGCUCCCUGCGCCAGGAGCUGAAACUCCGUCACUCCAACGUCUCCAUCACCAUCGCCACGCUCGGAUACAUCAACACUGACACGGCCGUGUCGCAGGUGCAGGGCCGCAUGCUGGGGGUCGAGCCGGCCCCCGUGGGGCCCUGCGCAGAGGCCCUGGUGGACGCCGCGUGCGCCCGGGUCGACUCGCUCGUCCACCCGGGAGUCGCCCGCGUCGCCCUCCUGCUCCAGCGCUGGGCGCCCGGCCUGCUGCUCCACCAGCUGCAGGCCGUCUACAACAUCACAGCCCUCGGACCGCCGCCCACAUUCAGCCCCAGUGGCCCCUAGGGAGGGACACCCACCAUCCCCUCCCUCAUCAUCAUCAUCGUCCACCUCCUCAUCAUCCUCCUCCUCCUCCUCCCCGUGUCUCCC